AUGGGCAAGGGCGGUGACGGCGGCUACAACAAAGCCCUUGGCAAGGCCAUCAAGGCGAAAGGUAAGCUUUGUCCUCUCCUGGCUGUAGCUGACAUCAGGUCUGGGUCGCCUCAAGUGGUACUGUCAGCGCAUUGCAAGAGUGAGCCUCACUUGCGCAAGAUGAUCUCGAUCGGGCCGAACGCGGGCGCAACGAUUGCCGAGUUCUCGCGCCAGUUCCAGUACGACUUUGUGACGCUGCUCAAGUCGCGGCACAACACGCAGCGUGUGCGGGCGAACGCAGUGUACAACGAGUACAUCCAGGACAAGCACCACGUGCACAUGAACGCGACGAGAUGGGUCACGCUGAAUGGCUUCAUUCAGACGAUCGGAAAGGCGGGCAUCGUCAAGGUCGACGAGGAUGACAAGGGGCUCUGGAUCCAGUGGGUUGACACGAGACCAGAGACGCUAGCCAAGCAGGCCGCGGCGCAGAAGAAGGACCGCGCAACGAUGGACGGCGAGGAGCGCGAGCGCAAGAUGCUCGAGGACCAGAUCGCGCGAGCGCGAGCCCUGGCCGCGGAGCAGGAAUCCUCCUCCCCCGCACCCGGACUACAAAAGGCGGAGGGCGAGAAGGUGAAGCUGAGCCUUGGUCCAAUCUCGCUGGGCGGGUCCGCCUCCGCCUCCGCGUCCGGGGCCUCGACUCCAGCAACCGGCGACGAGAAGGAGGCCAAGCCGACGAGCAUCUCCUUUGGCUCUGGCGUGUCCCUCUCGGGUGCUGCGCCGGCAGCGAAUCCGCUCAAGAUGAACCCGCUGAAGGCGAACCCGCUCAAGCGGCCUGCGCCGGGCAAUGUGUUCAAGAGCGCAAAGGCGGCCAAGACGGACGAACCUGAGGCUAAGCCAAAGGGAUUCGUGUCCGAGGCGGAGCGGCUGAUGCGCGAGGACCAGGCGCGGAAGGCGGCGCGGGCGAGCGGAGGCGGUCGCGGGGGAUAUGGAGGGCACGGAGAGCCGCGGCGCUGA
Molecule: messenger RNA, 993 nt
Organism: Trichosporon asahii var. asahii CBS 2479
Lineage: Eukaryota; Fungi; Basidiomycota; Tremellomycetes; Trichosporonales; Trichosporonaceae
Product: zinc finger protein
Exons: 3
Coding region: 1-993 (330 amino acids)
Biological process (GO): DNA damage response; DNA replication
Cellular component (GO): nucleus
Molecular function (GO): double-stranded DNA binding
Source: RefSeq, a predicted model, not a curated record